Brugia pahangi is the source of this 1986-nucleotide messenger RNA. The record is from the annotation of a GenBank genome assembly. NCBI's taxonomy places the organism in Eukaryota, Metazoa, Nematoda, Chromadorea, Rhabditida, Onchocercidae.
AUGAUGGUAUUAUUACGAGUGAUUGCAUAUUUAUGUUAUGUAAUUGUAAACGCACAAAAUAAUAAUAUAAUUUCAAAUGAUUAUGCAGAAGUUCGCGUGUUAUUAGAUCAAUAUUAUAAAAUUACCGCACGGAAGUAUGGUACAUAUCAUGAUUACGAUUCUAAAAAAGUUAGCAAAGACUUAAGAGAUAUUCCGGCUGAUGAUGGUACCGAAGCAAGUAUUAAUCGUAAGGAAGGUGUUGUGGGUGAUUUAUUCGAGAAUGAUAUCUUAUUAACAUUACCACAAAUUAAAGCUUUACUCAAUGAAGAUAUCAAAAAUAGAAAUAGUCGACAAGCAAUUCGAGGAGAGCAAUACAAUUGGAUGAAUAUGCCAAUAUCAUAUUAUUUUAGCAGUUUGGAUGUUAAAUGGCAAAAUUUAAUUCGUACCGCAUUACAUCAUAUCGAAGCAGAAACAUGCAUUCGCUUCAAGGAGAAUGGUAGCAAUAAGAAUUAUAUUUAUUUCACACGAGGACGAGGUUGUUGGAGUAAUGUUGGUAAAAUUGGUGGUCGACAAAUAAUAUCCAUUGGACUUGGAUGUGAAUCAAUGGGUAUAGUUGCACAUGAAGUAUUACAUGCACUUGGCUUAUGGCAUGAGCAAUCACGUAGCGAUCGUGAUAGUAAUAUUUGGAUUAAUCAUAUGAAUAUUUAUCCAGGUACUCAAGGAAAUUUUGAAAAACGAACAACACUAAAUACUGAUAAUAUGGGAUUAUCAUAUGAUUAUGGUUCAUUGAUGCAUUAUGGUUCUAAAGCAUUUACAAUUAGUUUUGAUAGGUAUACGAUUGAGACACGCGAUCGUCGGUAUCAGCAAACGAUCGGACAACGACAAGCACUUUCAUUCAAGGAUGCAAAAAUGAUUAAUUUACGCUAUUGCAAUGAUACUUGUAGAUAUCGAAUGAACUGUUAUAAUGGUGGAUAUACAAAUCCAAAUAAUUGUUAUGAGUGCAAAUGUCCGACUGGAUUAGGUGGACGAAAUUGUUUAUCAGUGGAAAAAAGUAAAACACCUAAAUGUGGUGGUGAUUUGUUGGCUGGUUAUGAUUAUCAAAACAUUACAAUUACUGCCCAAAAUGGUAAUGUUCAUUGCGUCUGGAGGAUUAGGUCCAAUGCGCAAGUGCUCGUAUACGUUGAUGAAUUACAAUUACCUUGCAAAGCAACAUGUACUAGUUAUUUAGAACUGAAAUUUAAAACAGAUAUGAUUUCAACUGGUUCAAGGCAUUGUUGUGAAUCACCAAAUGCAUGGAUAGCAAGUGAAAGUAAUACUUUCAUUAUUAUUUAUACAGCAAAUGUUCUCACCGAUGGUUCCGGUAUAUGGGGAUUCAAAUUGCGUUACAAGCUAUAUGAUUUGGACGGUUCAGCAUCAAAAUUUCUGCCAAAUAAGAAAUUAAUUAUGACAACAACAACAACAACAACAAUAACAACAAGAACAAGAUCCACUACUGCUACUACUACUACUCCUACUACAUCUAUAACAACAGCAACAUCAGCUUGGAGCAAUUGGGGCAAAUGGAGCGCAUGUUCGGUAACUUGUGGCGGUUGUGGUAAACAACGUCGUAUUCGUGCAUGUUAUGGCAAAAAUCAGUAUUGUCCAGGACCAAAAGAAGAUAUGAAAAAAUGUGGCGAAAAGCGAUGUCCAAUUUGGCAAAAUUUUAAUUGUGUUGGACGAUUAGUUGUACCAUGUAGUCUGUACAAGAAUUUACAAUUUGCUACAGAUAAAGAUGCUUAUAUGCUACCUGAUGACAAGUUAAACGUGGAUCAAUACAAAUAUAAACAAUAUGUUAGAUCAGCAUUUUCUGGUGAACGACUUUGCGAAAAAUAUUUUUAUCAUUUAUGUUCAAUGUCAACGUUUACUGUUUAUUUGGGCUGGAAAAGUGGAAAUGAUUGGUUGAAAUUGGAUAGACGAGGAUGUUGUAGCGGAUAUCAUUAUAAUGGAACUGUUUGCAUUCCAGACUGA